AUGGACCGAAACAGAGGAAGAUCAUCCUCAUCCAUGUCCGCAAACGCCUUCCCCAGACGCCGUCACCCUACUAUCUCCCUCCGAGGCGCUUCACAGGAGGUGCAGGAGAUGAGGUCGAAGGAUAAUAAUAAUAAUAAGAGGGAAUGGACGAAGAAGAGGAGAGGGAGUAACUCUCACAGCACCGAGGAAGAGAGUGUGGGAAAUGAACCGGAGGCGCGGUUGCAUUCUAACAAUACUGCGUCGUCCGCAUCUGAUCAUAACCACCAAGGACGGAACGUGAUCGACCAAGUGAUGAUCGGUGCUACAGUGCCCAGGAGGACUCGUUCAGCUUCUGUGAAAAGACCGCAUCACAGUUGGGUUGAGGAGCAGAGUGCUGAAGCUGCGUCGCCUUCGUCUUCCAAUGUUUCUCUUCCCAAGAAGAUGAAAGCGGUUGGACCGUCUUCGUCGAAUCAGGAAGACAUCGAGAUUGAGAUAGCUGAGCUUCUGUACGGUUUACGAACUUCUCAGAACCAUGAUUAUUCUUCUUCGCAGAAGGUUGAAGCAAGUGAUUCGCCUCCACUUUCGUCUUACCCUUCCGUUGACGUUGGGAAAAAGAAAGUGGGAGAUUACAGAUCUUCUUUCACUCUACCUCCGAACAAGUCAAUUGCCGAGUCAGUCGGAAUUGACAGCGAGCAACAUGAGAAAACGGAGAAACCUUCGUCCGAAUCGCCUAGGAUGUCUUGUGGUCAUGGAAUUGGGACAUCCCAGGGUCCAAAACAGGACACCGAGGAAGAUAGUUUGAAUUCAGGUUGUGGAUUUGGGGAGACUGUAGAUGGAAAAUCAGAAUCCAAGUUGGAUGUUCAUAAACAGGAUUGUGCUUCUAACGUAGGGAUUCCGGAGGGCAACGACCAGCACAAGUUUGAGAUUGAUCUGAUGGCUCCUCCACCUGCGGCCUUAUCGCCAGAAUGGGAUAACUUGUCAAGGGGUGAAGACAGUAACAAGGUUGAAGACAAGGUAGAAAGUUUCAAUAAGAAGGAGAAAGCACUGGAAAAAACUGAAGAGCUGAAAAUGAAAGUUGAUUUGGAGAAGCCAGAUAAACAUAAUAACCUAGCAACAGAACAUGAAUUAGGUGAGCUGGGUAGGAAUAAGGAACAACCAACUACAACAUCAACAAAUCCCAAACUUGAGAAAUCUGCUCAAUGUAGUUCAAUGUCUUUGUCAGUGGCUGUAUCCGAAAGGCCAAGCAGUUUCUCUCCCCUUGGAUACAUGCCGCUCAUGGGGACAGUUGUGAAGACUGAUAAAACAACAGGAUUAUUGACAGCUCCUCAACAUGAGCACUUUGUUUUGUCUCAACCUUGGCCACAGAGAUGUGCAACCCAUGGUUACAUUGCUCGGAACAUCUUCAUGCACCAACAGUGGACAAAGAUGAAUACCCUUUUGCCGUCUGCAGUUGGCUGUGGUUCUAUGUGUGACACAAAGCUCAACAGAGUCCAAUCUGCUGAAAGUGUCGUUGUUGGGAAGCAGUUUCAUAAACAGUCACCACCAGGUGUCAGCCAAAAUGCAGCCCCGGAUAAGGGUUGGUCUAUCACAAGUGAUUUUAGUCUUGCUGCAUUUAAAAGUUCUGGUCCUGCCAACCCAAUGGAUAUGACGCAAAUGAAGCAGCUUAUGCUUCAGCAAGGUCCACAUCCAGGGUCUUCUGCUAAUAUAGUUCAUGGUCCUGCUUUCCCAAUUCCUCCUAGCCAGCAUCAAGCAUCUGUAUUAACAAAUACUAGUCAAGUUGGUGGUGUGAACAACAGUAGCAGUUCUUCCUUGUCUAAUAAAUUCCACGGUUCCGCAGCUGGAUCUCUUGGUGCUUCAACACUGCCAGCAGUUGCUGCUGCAAUGAGCUUUAGCUACCCAAAUUUGGCAGCCAAUGAUGCUCCAUAUAUGACAAUAGUUCCGAAUAGUGGGUAUCCCUUCCCCUUUGCAAACCCCCUUGGACCAUCCGCAGCUAUCAGAAAUGCAAGCCCUGCACAGUCAACACCUAUUCUCAAUGGGCCGUUGUACUCUUCUCAGAUCUUCCACCCACUUCAGUAUCCACAACAACAUCCUCACUCUCAACCACUGGUUCAACCUAGUUAUCUUAAUGCAAGCACAUCUAGUGUUUCAUCAUCAUCAUCUCAUAAGCAGUCACAAGGAAUGCAAGGUAACAACAACCAUAUUUUGUCCUCCACAACUAUGCAACUUCAGCAGUCACAAAAACAGCACACCUCACAGUCUCAUCUUCGCAAGCAUGAGACUGGGAUGGCUGGGGAGAAUGCUCCAUCUGCUGCCAUUGUAACAGCUUACUCCCAAAAGAAUGUAUUUGGGCAAAACUUCCCUAUUCCAGUUCAGCCACUGAGCCUUUCUUUAACGCCAUCGACAACAUCAGAUAGUGUUGGUGGCUACAGUGGGAAUUUUGGCGACAAGCAGCAACAGACUUUGAAGGGGGGACUUGAUCAUAUUCCAUCUCAACCAUAUGCAAUCUCAUUUUCUGCAUAUAACGGGGCAAGUGCUCCUUCAAAUCUUAACUUCUCAACCAUGGCACAAAACCCAGUGAUAUUUCAGAGCCUGUCUGAUAUUGCAUGGCAAGGAUAUCAUGCUGCAAGUACAUCUCAUGCAACUCAACAAAAGAUGUAUCCCAUUAUAGAAGGGAAGAGUGGAGAUAGUUCUUCUCACCAAGAAGAUGAAAAGAAAGCCACUUCUGGGAAGCCAUCAACCAACGGACCAACAACCCUUGUUUUUGAUAAUUCAUCAAAGAAUCAUAAUUUAGUUUCAUCUCCCAUGAAUGGAAACUGGCCUAGUCGUUCCAUUACUUCAACUGGAACAACCACAGGUUUGCCACUUUCUAGUAAUCCUGCAAAGUCUCAACAGCCAUCACAGCUGCUUCAUCUUCCGCAGCAGCAUGGCUUGUUACAGCAGCAACCUGCUGUGGCUACCCGAUAUAAAGCCCCAUCAACAAAUGCUACAAUUGGUGCAAAAUUUUUCACUCCCCUGGCUUAUUCACAAACUCAAACUCAAACUCAGAGCAAAAGUUCGAUUCAAGGCACUCAGUCAAAAAUGUUGGUAACAGCCCUUGAUUCUCAGGUUCAUAACCCGUGUAUCGUAACUUCUACCCCAACUCUCCAAAGUUUUUCUCAGGAUCAAGGAAGAGUUUUGCAGGGUCAUACCCAAAUAUCUUAUGGGGGAAAUUACAUAUCGUCCUUACCACUCCAAGGGCAACAGCUAUUCAAUAACAACCAGUCUCUUAGUACAACAGUUGCAGGAAUUCCACCUACUGGAGCCAACCUGAAGACAAAUUCCCAGGGAAGCAAGGUUAGCUCAUCAGUGAACUCUUCGCAGAUGCAACCAACUGAGAAUUCUUCCACUGCGAAUGGCCAAAAAUCUUCCCCAGUUUGUGGUAGAAAUGUCCCGUCGAUCUUGAGCUCGUGCCCCAGCCACCUAUCUGAGCUGAAGUAUUAG
Messenger RNA from Sphenostylis stenocarpa, 3459 nucleotides. Lineage: Eukaryota; Viridiplantae; Streptophyta; Magnoliopsida; Fabales; Fabaceae. The record is from the annotation of a GenBank genome assembly.